AUGAGUCAAGAAUCUCCUCGAGGAGGAAACAACAACAACAACAACAACUUGUAUCCAUCAUUAAACUCUAGUUCAAAACAAAUAAAUAAUAGUAAUAAUAAUGGACUAUUAGAACAACAACAAUAUGCAAUUGAUAAUAAUCAAUCACAUCAAGGAUGGUUACACAAGAAAGGGGAAAAGGGUGUUAUGCAAUUAUGGAAAAGAAGAUACUUUGUAGCAGACGUUGAUGCAAUUAAUUACUAUUCAGAUGCUUUAUUAAAAGACUUUAGAGGAACUAUAUUAUAUGAACAUCUUAGACAAAUUCAACCAACUACAAGUGCUGUAUGGACUGAUAAUAGAUAUUUUCAAUUAGAUACUAAUCGUAGUAGAGUUUAUUAUUUAUUUGCAGAUGAUCAAGAAACUGCAAAUCAAUGGAUGGAUAAUUUAAGAUUCUUAAAAGAGGCACAUAAAUAUAAGAAACAACAACAACAACGUCAACAAGAACAACAGCAACAACAACAACAAUCGACAAAUACAACAAUACCAAAAGAACGUAGUUUAUAUGAUGAAAGUGAUGAUGAUUCACAGUAUGGAUCUUCCUAUCCUGCAGGUAGUGUUGGAUCUUCUUAUCCUCCACCACACCAUCACAUGAAUAACAAUGCGACAUCACCAUAUAGAGAUUUCCUCAACUUUGCAACACCAUCAUUUAAUCAUUUCGACUCUAUUGGUACACCCAUUCAAGUACCACCACCAGUUGAAUCGUCACUUCACGUACCACCACGUCCACCUGGUCCAAUGCGUACCAUUGAUCCAUCGAUGCUUAAAUUCAUCACACCUUCAGAAGGACGUGACGUACAAAUCUACUACGAAUCUAUUACCCACUUUGCCAACCUAUUGAUGCAUGCCAAUCAUGAAUACAACCUUUUAUCCCUCUACCUAGUACUCUCAACUCUUGAUUGGGAUAAUAAGAAAACUCAACCAUUACCAUACCCAUGUACUCCUCCCUAUGAAAGUGAUAUUGUAUUCCCUUAUUUUGUUUAUUCACUUCAUUUAACAAGAUCUGAAAUUAUUCAUAGAUGGAAAGAAGGAGCAACAUUGGUAACUCAAAUUGAUAAUUUUACAAAGAAAAAGAGAAAGAAUUAUUUAAUGAUUUUAGAAAAUGAGGAUAGAGAAACCUUUUUAAAUCGUAAUAUUUUAUUGUUAAAUUAUGCACAAACCAACCUUGUUGCUGGUAGAAAGAUGCCAUCAAUUGAAGAUAGUUUGGCUGUCGUUGUUGACAGAUUUUUAGAAAACUAUGAAGCUCUUCCAUCUUUUAAAUAUGGUUCAUUUUUAUGGCGCGAAAUUGAAAAUGCCGAUAAAACUGGUCUACUUCAAGAUGUUGAAAAACCUCUAUUAAAGAAUUUUACUCAUGCCUAUCUUUUAUAUCAAAAAUUACAUUUAGAAAAUAAGAAUAAUACUAAAUUUAAAAUGGAUCCAAUUAUUAAUCAAAAAUAUGAAAAUGCAAGUCAUCAAUUUUCUUUAAUCCUUCACCAAUUGCCAUCAAUCUCUACCUUUUCGGGUCAUAUUCAAAGAACCAUUGUAAAAAUAUUCCAUCUAUGGCAUCGUGAUCUACCACUAUGCGAAUUAACUUCGACAUUUGAAGUAUCCUAUUACAGAAACUACAAGGUAUUUGCCAGAAUUCUAUCUAAAUUGGAUGAAAAUGCAUUCCCACAACUCUUCAAUGCCAUCAGAGAUAUUAGAGAUACAUUGUAUCAUGUCAUUGAAAAACAUAUUGGCGAAUUUGAUCUCAAAAAUGUUGAUACUACUCCAAUAGAACCAAUCAUCAAUUCUCACAUAUCUCCUCCACUUUAUUUGAAAUAA
Molecule: messenger RNA, 1839 nt
Organism: Cavenderia fasciculata
Lineage: Eukaryota; Evosea; Eumycetozoa; Acytosteliales; Cavenderiaceae
Exons: 6
Coding region: 1-1839 (612 amino acids)
Source: RefSeq, a predicted model, not a curated record